Radiomyces spectabilis is the source of this 273-nucleotide messenger RNA. RefSeq lists its product as uncharacterized. Gene Ontology annotation, molecular function: transcription coregulator activity. The transcript has a single exon. The annotation marks the transcript as partial. The record is from RefSeq and is a predicted model, not a curated record. Gene Ontology annotation, biological process: regulation of transcription by RNA polymerase II. Lineage: Eukaryota; Fungi; Mucoromycota; Mucoromycetes; Mucorales; Radiomycetaceae. Gene Ontology annotation, cellular component: mediator complex.
GAUUCGGCGACAUUCAGGAAAUCCGACUUUUCAUUCCUUGAUGACCUCCAUCAGAUCAUUGGCCUAGUAUUGACAGGCAAUCAUCAGUACGAAGUCGGCAAGGCCGUAGCUCAAUUGGACGAACGGUUCGAAAAUGCCAGACGCGUAUUGAACGAAUUACCAGGAUUACAAUAUGUAAAAGAAGAACAAGAGGAAAUAUUACGACGAGAACUAGCAACACUCGCCACCAAGAAAAAGCAACUGGACAACUAUCUGGCCUUGUCACCACUGCAA